AGCUCCAUCCCUGGGCGGCCAAGGCCAUGCUGCUGUUGGUGCUGCAAGCCCUCCUGCCCUGCUUCUGCACCCUGCUGCCCGGGGUGGAACCCGCCGUGUCCCUGGAGGACUUCUACCCCUUUGGUCCUGACCAGGGGGACGCCCAGACCACCGCCCAGGACGACGGAGGCUCCGGGUUCCGGGAAAUCUCUGUCGCCUUCCCAUUCUUUGGUGACAGACAUUCGGGACUCUACGUUAACAACAACGGUCUGGUGUCUUUCCUGAGGGAGGUCUCUCAGUUUACACCGGUGGCUUUUCCAAUUGCUGGCGACAGAAGGGUGGUGGCGCCGUUCUGGGCCGAUGUGGACAACCGUCUGGCAGGGAGCGUCUUCUACAGGCAGAGCCAGGAUGCUUCCGUCUUGAGGAGGGCUUCAGGUGAUGUCAGGACGUACUUCGCAGAGUUCCCCGACUUCAACGCAACAUGGGUGCUCAUUUCUACUUGGCACCAAGUCACUUUCUUUGGAGGAAACUCUCAAACGCCGGUUAAUACUUUCCAGGUGGUGCUGAUUACAGACGGAGAGCUUUCCUUUACCAUAUUCCAGUACAAUAACAUCACCUGGACAACAGGGAGGCAUGCCAGCAGUGGAGGAAACCUAGUGGGGUUGGGGGGCAUUGCGGCACAGGCAGGCUUUAACGCUGGCGACGGCAGGCGCUACUUCAACAUCCCGGGCUCUCGCACCACUGAUGUGGUCGGCUUAGAGGAAACGACCAACGUCGGCUACCCGGGCAGAUGGGUCUUCAGGAUAGACGACGCAAACGUGGAAGUGGGAGGCUGCAACUCUGCCUCGGUGUGUCUGCACCUGCGUCCAUGCCUGAACGGAGGCCAGUGCAUCAACGACUGUAUUACAGGCAACCCCUCCUUCACUUGCUCCUGCUUGGCUGGCUUCACCGGCCGCCGGUGCCAAAUCAAUGUCAACGAGUGUGCUUCCAAUCCGUGCCAGAAUGGCGGGAGUUGUAAAGAUCGGAUUAAUGGUUUCAUCUGCGAGUGUCCUCCCGGAUACAUGGGGGUUCACUGCCAAAUAGACAUUGACGAGUGCGAAGACAGACCAUGCCUUAACAAUGCAUCGUGUGUACAAGGCGAUGGCAAUUUCACCUGUGUGUGUGAGCCGGGUUUCAUCGGGGUGCGUUGUGAGACAGACAUCAACGAAUGUGAAUCCCAGCCAUGUCUGAAUGGAGGAGAAUGUGUGGAUCGGGUGACCGGCUUCAUCUGCGUGUGUCCCGCUGCGUUCAGUGGGACGUUCUGUGAAACAGAGCUGAUGAAUUCCACUGAUCCACACAACCAAACAGUAGAAUGCCUUUGCCAGAACGGGGGCGUCUGCGUGGGCAUCAAUGGAACCUGUGAAUGCCCUCCAGGCUACACCGGAGCUUACUGUCAGCUGGGAAUAACUCAGACCCUGUGCAGUAACAGCAGAACAUGUCCUGAUGGAAGUCCCUGUUUGGAGUAUGGAGGAGCUUAUCUUUGUACGUGUCACACUGGAGUAGAGCCUGAUCAUAUGGACUUUUACCCUGUACAGCCCCAGUCGGUCUGCGACUCCUCGCCUUGUCUAAACGGCGGGUACUGCUACGAACGGGAUGGAGGCUACACCUGCGAGUGCAGAUAUGGAUACUCUGGCAAACAUUGUGAAAAAGUUAGACUUAAUACAUGUGCGUCGAGCCCCUGUCGUAAUGGAGGCUCCUGUAAGGAAGAGGGAGGGAGCUACAGAUGUGUGUGUCCUUACAGAUUUACUGGAAAACACUGCGAAGUGGGAAAGCCAGACCCCUGUUCCUCUACUCCCUGCCAAAACGGUGGAACGUGUUUUCACUACCUAGGAAAGUAUAAAUGUGAAUGCACUGAUGAGUACAGCGGAAAAGACUGUCAAAUAAGCCGGAGCUCACUACAUCCCUCUGCAGAGCUGGGCUGCGGGCCGCCCCCCCAUGUCAAACACGCCGAAGUCCAGUUCUCCUCGACAACACCAGGCUCCGUUGCUGCGUACGUUUGCCAUUCAGGGUUCACGUCUGUGCCCAGAGCCACGCAGAGCAUUUGCGGCACUCAGGGAGAAUGGACCCAGCCGCCCGUUUGUAAGGAGAUUAACGAGUGCUUAUCACAGCCUUGUCUCAACGGCGGUUCUUGUCAGAACAAGAUUGGGUCCUACAAGUGUGUCUGCAAGAACGGCUUUAGUGGAAAACGCUGUCAGAUUGACGCAAAUGAAUGCCUGUCUGAGCCCUGCAUGAACAAAGGGACAUGUGAGGAUCAGUCUGGCUCCUACUUGUGUCACUGUCCACAAGGCUUCAAAGGACAGAACUGUGAAAUAGAGCAAGAUGGUUGUGAGUCCAGCCCUUGUCUGAACGGAGGCGUGUGUCGGGGUUACAGACAGUACUACGUGUGUACGUGUAAAGACGGUUUCUUUGGGGAACGCUGCCAGAUGUUGGAGGACCCAUGUGUGCUGAAACCGUGUGGAACUCGAGGCAGCUGCUGGAGUGACAGGAGAGGAAACUACAACUGUGUCUGCAAAGUGGGCCUCACAGGCAAAGACUGCGAGAAAGACCUGUUGCCACCGUCUGGUCUCCAUGUACUGCGCGUGGAGGAGAAUGAGGUGGAACUGCGCUGGGAUCAGCCGGACCACUCCCACCGAGUGCUCAGCAUGUUCGCUGUGACCUAUGCCCCCCUGGGCAACAGCACCCCCAAAACGGACUACCUGGACAAGCAGCGCUCCACUCAUGUUCUGCGGGACUUGGUUCCCGGCAUGCUGUACAACAUUUCCACCGUCUCCAUCAAACUCAAAGCCUACGGCAACGACACGAGCCAGCCUGCCACUGCGCUAAUUCGCACAAGACCGCAGCGGGUGGAAAAGCUGCAGCUGGUCAAUGUGUCGUCCUCCCAGGUCUGGCUGAGCUGGCUGGUCCAGGCUGCUCAUCAUGCAGCCGUCAGCAGGGUGCAUGUCUCUUUGAUGCCUUCAGAUGGGACCGAGCCUCUCACUGUUGCGCUCAACUCGAGCGUCACCGAGCACACUUUCAGUUCUUUACAGGUUGCUCACAUGUAUACAGUGGAUGUUUUGACUCAAAGUGGGAUCAGGCCGGAUGAAUUUCCUUCCACCAGUCACUCAGCAGGACCUCUGCAAUUCUGGACAAGGCCUUAUCCCCCACAGAAUCUGUCCCUGUCGCAUUUGACCCCCAAUUCAGCGCUGAUCACCUGGAGCCGCCAUGCGCGACACGUCCCAGAUGGCUUUGUGAUCAACGUAACUCGUGGUCUGAAUACCAGGAGUCGCUUCCUGCCUAAUGGGAAGUUGGGGUUGUACACACUCCGUGAGCUGACGCCAGGACAUCACUACUACGUUGCUCUCAUGUCUGUCAAAAACACAGGACAGGAACAGAUCCACAGCAUACCGCAGCACUUAUCUUUUACCACCUUGCCAACGCAGGUCAGACCUGGGAGGAGGGAGCGGCCCACAGUAACGGGACUUGGGAUCCAGACCGGGCGCGUAUUUCCCACAUCUCACCCUCAAGACCUGGGCGGCAGCACAGAAGAGCUGUUCAGAUACACUGAGCUGGUUGACCGGAGGGGGAAGAUAACGGCUAGGUUUUCCCACUUAACGCCGAAAGUGAUCCGACAUCGUACCAGACCUCCACCUAUCAGAUUAGAAAAGAUGGAAGAAACAACAAACAAAAUUAGCCUUGCACUAGAGAUUGAAGAAAAAGCUUUGAGAACACAGCCUGAGUCGCCCCAGGACUGCCACAGUCUGAUCUGCCAGAACGGAGGGACGUGUGUGAACGAAAGGGGCUCCGUCGUGUGCAGCUGUGCGACGGGUUUCAAGGGCAGACAGUGUGAACUGUUUUGCCAGCGAGUGCCCCACCCAUGCACCCGGCUCUACUCUGAGACUAAAAGCAUACCUGUCUGGGAGGGCGGAGUGUGCCACUAUCAGUACAAAAGGACAUAUAAGGUACAGCAGGACGUGUGCUAUCGGGAGAUUUGCGAGCCAGUGAAAAGUCAAACCAGAAGAGCAAGCAGACACCAGUAAUGGUGUUUUUUGGUUUUUUACAAGAAAAUCAAAAGCAAGCUGGAUGCUGAUGAAAGUCAUCACUGUCAUGUGGAGAACCUCCUAGCUACAUUUUUGGUGUAUAUAAUCUACUUGAAGUAUCUGAUUAUGGUGAUUCUUUUUUUUUUGUGCUGAGAACCCCUGUCAAGACCCACUGUAACCAGUUCACAACUGUUUGCUCAUCCGGAUACAGAACUUCCACCCCUGAAGUUUCAUUUGCAGGAAAAGGAAGGGAUCGACAGACGACUGACCCCCACGUUAUUUAUGACGUUUGCUGGCAGGUACUAUUUUCACACGUUUUAAGCAAAUUUGGAUAAGAGACCUUAUAUACCUCAUUUCCAUGCAGAGACACAAGGAGAGGGUUUUAUUUGUGCUCCAGCUGCAGGUUUGUCCCUCAGGGAAAUAAUCACAGAAUGCUCAGAGUCCCUACAUUUUCCUCAUGUGUCCUUAUGAAACAAUAGAAAAUGUACAAUACAUUCUCACCACAGCCCAUGAAUUGAUCUCCUCUGCCAAGUGUUUUCUAUGUAAAAUAUCUUACUCUGUCUUAGCGGGCAUCACUGCUUGCUACUCUGUAAAUAGUGUUUAUAGAUCAUUUUGUAGGUGGAUAUUUUAUUAAUAAAAAUGAUAAAAAUGG
Molecule: messenger RNA, 4686 nt
Organism: Poecilia reticulata (guppy)
Lineage: Eukaryota; Metazoa; Chordata; Actinopteri; Cyprinodontiformes; Poeciliidae
Gene: sned1
Product: sushi, nidogen and EGF-like domains 1
Biological process (GO): Notch signaling pathway; cell-matrix adhesion
Molecular function (GO): Notch binding; calcium ion binding
Source: RefSeq, a predicted model, not a curated record